Messenger RNA from Strongylocentrotus purpuratus (purple sea urchin), 1651 nucleotides. Its product is annotated as methylsterol monooxygenase 1. The record is from RefSeq and is a predicted model, not a curated record. The coding region runs from base 185 to 1036 and encodes 283 amino acids. Gene Ontology annotation, biological process: sterol biosynthetic process. Gene Ontology annotation, molecular function: C-4 methylsterol oxidase activity; iron ion binding. NCBI's taxonomy places the organism in Eukaryota, Metazoa, Echinodermata, Echinoidea, Camarodonta, Strongylocentrotidae. The transcript has 7 exons.
AACUGAUUCAUUAACCAACUGGGCUAUGAUGUAUAACAGUUAACUACCCGUUUAAUGAUAAAACUGUGACCAAGACGUGUCAAACCAGUUGACAGGUAUCAUCCAACAACUAAAUAGUUCGUCUGUAAUUCGGCUUCGAGUUCAAAUGAUUAUUACAGCGUUGUGAGACUAAAAGGUUGUGAAAAUGGCGGACAUACUGAGCGCUGAUCCUUUCGUGGAGAAUCAUACAAGUGUUUCUAUUGAUGGAGGAUUCGAGCAUGCAUGGAGGUACAUGACAGACAACUACACAAGAUUCCAGAUCGCAGCUUACGGAUCCGCACUCCUUCAUUGUGUAUCGUACAUUUUGAUUUCUUCUCCAUCGAUCCUGUUCCGAUACAUUCCUUUCAUGGAUCGCUUCAAGAUUCAACAAAAGCCACUGUCAGGAGCUAAUGAGAUGAAAUGUAUCCGUCUUCUUCUGGUGAAUCAGUUCAUAAUCCAUGUCCCCUUCUACCUUGGAGCGUAUUACUACUGUGAAAUCAUCAAUCUUCCGUUCAGCUACGAGACUAUGUCAUCAUGGUACAUUACUCUUGCCAAGUGUUUUGCUUGUCUAGUUGUCGAGGAUACAUGGCAUUAUUUCAGCCACCGUCUACUUCACCAUAAGAGCAUCUACAAAUACGUCCACAAAGUACAUCACACUUGGCAGGCUCCCCACGGAAUGGUAGCCGAGUGUGUUCAUCCUGUAGAAACAAUCCUCCUUGGUGUGGGCAACAUGUGGGGCGUCCUCAUCUUUGGAAAUCAUUUCAUCCUCCUGUGGGCCUGGAUGUUUGUACGUCUCCUAGAAGUGAUUGACGUCCACUCUGGAUACAACGUCCCGCUUAACCCCCUGCAUCUAUUCCCAUUCUAUGGAGGUGCUAAGUUCCACGACUUUCAUCACAUGAACUUAAAAGGAAACUACGCCCCUACGUUUACGUGGUGGGAUAAGAUUUUUGGUACUGAUAUUCAGUAUAAUGAAUACUAUAAGAUGAAGAGGGAGGAGGACCUUAAGAAGCAAAAGUGAUCAAGAAAACUUCAUGAUGAGAAAUGUAUUCCGAAAGAAGCAACGAGACCACAAAGAGAACUUGUUCGUGCAGCCAAGAAGAUGAUGCAAUAAUUGAGAGAAUCUUUAUAAUGAAAUAAAAUGACUAAACAUUUUCCAUUAAUAAUAAUGAACAGAACGUCAUGAAAGAUUGACUGAAUCAUCGUGUAAUGCCAAGUAGAGCUGCAAAAAGGUUAUUGUAAGAAAUCACAUAAAUUGAAUGAAAAUUAUGAACAGUGAUACAUCAGGCAAAAUGAUAAGUUUUAUUAUGUUUUGAUAUUACAGAAUACCUUGCCCCAAUGCACGUGGCACCUACGUGUACCUAUAAGAAACUGGUUAUCCUGAACUCUUAACAAUGAUAAUGCAUUCAUGUUCAUUAUAUUUUACCAAACUAUUAAACGGGUAAAGAAAAUGCAAUUGUAAUUAGCCAAGAUAAAAUUGAGAACUUUAUUUUGUUUCACAUGCAGUCCCUAAUACAUAAAGUCUGUCAUAAAUUAACCAACUACUUUUAUGCAGAGUGCUCAACCAUCUGUGCUAAUUAUGACUUGUUUUGUUAUGAGUAUUGAGUGUAGACAAUAAAAACUACUAUUUGACAAA